Paralichthys olivaceus (Japanese flounder) is the source of this 2690-nucleotide messenger RNA. It is a transcript of the gene daw1, whose product is annotated as dynein assembly factor with WDR repeat domains 1. Gene Ontology annotation, cellular component: small-subunit processome. Lineage: Eukaryota; Metazoa; Chordata; Actinopteri; Pleuronectiformes; Paralichthyidae. Gene Ontology annotation, molecular function: protein binding; U3 snoRNA binding. The record is from RefSeq and is a predicted model, not a curated record.
GUUGAUGAACGCGAGGAAGCUUCAACAAAAGACAAAAUGAAGCUCAAGAGGUUUCUGCUCCGAUACUUUCCUCCAGGUAUAAUCCUCGAAUAUGAGAAAGGAGGAUAUUUAAGGACCAAAUCAAUCGACCUUUUGGAUUUGACUCCAGAGACAAACCCAGAUGAGCUGGUGGCAGAGAUCAGACAGUCAGAACCUCUGAUCACUGAGUCCCGGGCUGAUCAGGUCAAAGAGCUGAUCCUUCGACUUCAGCAGAAACAGGGUGAGCAGGGCCACCACAGGUUCUGCUUCUUCAAGGAACUUAAGGCACACAUACUGCCACUGACAAAUGUAGCCUUUGACAAAUCAGGAUCAAGGUUUAUAACCGGGAGCUAUGACAGGACGUGCAGGGUUUGGGACACGGCCUCAGGCACAGAGCUGCACACACUCGAGGGUCACAGAAACGUGGUGUACGCAAUUGCUUUCAACAACCCCUAUGGAGAUAAAAUCGCCACCGGCUCCUUUGAUAAAACCUGCAAACUGUGGUGUGCUGAGACGGGCAAAUGUUUUCACACCUUCCGUGGACACGUGGCUGAGAUAGUGUGCCUGGCAUUCAACCCCCAGAGUACACUGGUGGCCACAGGCAGCAUGGAUGCCACUGCCAAGCUGUGGGAUGUGGAGACUGGGGAGGAGGUGGCCACUCUGACUGGUCACACUGCAGAGGUCCUCUCUCUUUGCUUUGACACGGUGGGAAAUCAACUCGUCACCGGCUCCUUUGACCACACAGUCGCCAUAUGGGACGUGUCUUCAGGAAGACGCGUCCACACAUUGAUUGGACACAGUGGAGAAAUCAGCAAUGUUCAGUUUAACUGGGACUGUUCCCUCAUCGUUACAGGCUCCAUGGACAAAACCUGCAAGCUGUGGGAGGCAGGCAGUGGCAAGUGUGUGGCCACCCUGGUUGGACAUAAAGAAGAGGUGCUGGACGUGUGUUUUGAUUCAAGUGGUCACCUCAUCGCUACUGCCUCUGCUGAUGGUACAGCGCGUGUGUUUAGUGCGACCACACAUCAGUGUCUUGUGACUCUAGAGGGCCAUGACGGAGAGAUCUCCAAGAUCUGGUUCAGCCCGCAGGGCAGCAGGGUCCUUACUGCCAGCUCCGACAAGACGGCUCGUCUGUGGGACGUUCAGUCUGGAGUCUGUCUGCAGGUCCUGGAGGGGCACACUGACGAGAUCUUCUCCUGUGUCUUCAAUUACGAGGGCGACACCAUCAUUACAGGCAGUAAGGAUAACACAUGCCGGAUCUGGUACUGAUCUCUCCCUUCACCCACCAGAUGCUCAGAGGACAUAUGCACCAACACAGCUUGAUUUUAUCAUUAACUGUUGGAUCCACUGAGAAUCCUUUUUAACUGUGGAUUACCAACUGAAACAUCUGGCGUUGUGAUGAGGUACAGCCUCGUCUACAGCAUCUGUGUAAGGUUAUUAAUGUUAUUUCAAAUCACAUAAUCAUCUCACUAACAUUAGUGAGAUAAUUAUCCUGCUGUACUGAGUCUGUGUGAAGCUUCACUGGUUCCCUGACUGUUCUAACCUUAUCUCAUAUUCUAUAUGUGAAUUUACAGAAUCUGUAGAGGAGGGAUGAGAUUUUGGGGCUGAAAAUCUUCUGGGUUCAAUUUUCUAGUUUGACCAAUUAUAUACGAGCAGGCUUUGGUUGCCCCGCAGGUUUAACAGUCCCUACAGAGCAAAAAAGGCCAAAACACAUUGACAGAAAUGCGUCGGCUAUUGGCUUUUUAAUUUAUCUGCACUCCGAUUCCACAAUUUAGUGUUUAUUGUUUUAUUAUUAGUUUAUUCAAUGUUUACUAACACCACAGGUUUGAGAGUCUCGCAAUUUCAAUACUACAUAUGUCCUGUACAUUUGGAGAAUUGACAAUAAAGCAAACUUUGAACUUUAAAUGCAGGUUGCUGUUAAUAGAGAUUAUCCAAAAUGUUGUCUGGACCUAAAAAACCUACAUGGCUGUGUUUUGUGUGGUACAAAACCCCCAAAAUAUUUGUCAUUGACCCCAGAGGCAUCAGAUGAUAGCCAAUAGGCUCCAGGAUUGAUGCCAACCUGACCAGUAAUUCAAGCUUUACAUCGACUGUGGAAACUUCACUCAUGAAAUAUCAUCUGAAGUACUUUGAAUUCUUCAACAACAUGUUUUGAACAGCGUUUGGAAUCAAGCUAUGUGGAGAAUCUAUGCAUGUUUAAGCCAGACUCUCAAAUAUUGUUACUGUUUAAUAGAAAAUGUUUCUUUAGAUUUCCCUGUAGUGAUAAAUGGGCUCUAAGGUAUAUGUUUUGUGUAUGUUUCACAUUCAUGAAUUGAUCGUCAGCCAACAGAAGUUAUCUGAUAUUUUUGUUCCCACUUCCUUGUAUUUCUCUGUGACUUGUCCUAAGUAGUAUUUUCAGAGCACAACACAAUGAUUAAUGUUCUCAGUAGCUUCUUAACUGUAACCAAAAAAGCAGUAGAGCACAUACCUCCGCCAAGGCCCAGAAUCAACAAAUUACACACACUGAUAAAUAUCCACCAAGAUCAGAUAAAUAUCAGCUCCUUAAAUGUGAAAGAGUUUUUCAUUAGUCCCUUGGAAGCCUGUAUCGCACUGCAUCUGUGAGAACUUGGCAGUACAAUGUGAUACUGGUGUGAAUAAAUGCGCUGCGAACCAGUGUUCAUUGCCUUUCUGCUAAGAAU